CUUAUCAACGGAAGUGAAGCGUCGUCUUCCCUCUCUUGGCUCAGCCUUCUUCGUUCGCUCUCUGUUCAAGAGACGAAAAAGAAGAAGAAAUGACGACCAGACAGUGAAAGAUUGGAAUUUUAAACUCAUUUAUUUCUCUCCGUUUACAUAAAUCCUAGCUCAGGCAGGGCAUCAAGAUGGCGACACCAGUGGCAGGGGACGGAGUCCUGGCGCUGAUCCCACAGGAGCCCGUGAGCUCCAUCGAUCCCGCCAACCCGUCUUCAUCUUCAUCUUCUUCUGCUACUUCGACUUCAGCGUCGAGCUGUAUGAAUUCGGCCGAGAAGUCGCCGAUAUUUAUAUUUCUUUUCUUCCAGAAGGCUAUCCGUUCAGAACUCGAACGGCUACACCGAGUCGCGAUUGCGUUUGCUACGGACGGAGUAGGCGACCUCCGCUGGCUCUCGGAGCGCUGUCGUUUCCUCUUCGACAUCUAUAAGCAUCAUUGCAAUGCAGAGGACGCGGUAAUCUUCCCUGCUCUUGACAUCAGAGUGAAGAAUGUGGCAAGGACGUAUUCUCUUGAGCAUGAGAGAGAAAAUGACCUUUUUGGUCAGUUGUUUGAUCUGCUAAGCUCAAACAUGCACGGUGAUGAUAGAUUUCUCAGAGAACUUGCUUCUCGUACUGGAGCAAUUAAGACAUCACUCAACCAGCACAUGUCUAAGGAGGAGCAACAGGUCUUUCCCCUGAUUAUUGAGAAGUUUUCCUUUGACGAGCAAGCUGAUCUGGUCUGGCAAUUUUUGUGUAGCAUCCCUGUGAACAUGAUGGCAGAGUUUCUCCCUUGGCUUUCAUCUUGUAUUUCACCUGAUGAACAUCAGGAUAUGUUAAAAUGUCUUCGCAAGAUAAUUCCAGGACAGAAGCUUCUUCAAGAAGUAGUAUUUACUUGGAUGGAAGGUAAAUGCAUCAAAGAGAAGAAUCAGGCCCAAAACUCCAUUGAUGAUUCCCACGUUGAAAAAUAUCUUGAUGCUGAACCUUGUAAAGUUCUUGAUCAAGCAGACGAACUAUAUUUUUCAUGGGAGCAUUCAAGAACUGGAAAGAGGAAACAUGCGGAGCCAGAUUACAGCUCUACUGGUUUUCUUGGGAGCCAACCAAUAAAUGAGAUAUUGCUCUGGCAUAAUGCUAUUAAGCAUGAGUUGAGUGAUAUAGCAGAAGAGGCAAGAAAGAUCCAACUUUCUUCAGGUUUCCAUGACUUGUCUAAGUUUGGUGAAAGACUGCAAUUUAUUGCUGACGUUUGCAUCUUUCAUAGCAUAGCUGAAGAUCAAGUUAUCUUUCCAGCAGUUGAUGGAGAAGUGUCUUUUAUACAGGAGCAUGCAGAAGAGGAAAGCCAAUUUAACAAAAUCAGGCUUUUGAUUGAAAAAAUCAAAAGUACAGGAACAAAUUCGAGCACUGCUGACUUCUAUUUGAAGUUAUGUUCAUAUGCAGAUCAGAUGAUGGAAGCCAUCCAGAAGCAUUUCGUUAAUGAAGAAGUUGAGGUUCUUCCCCUUGCCAGGAUGCAUUUCUCUCCAGACAAGCAGCGUGAGCUACUGUAUAAGAGUUUAUGUGUGAUGCCUUUGAGAUUAUUAGAACGUGCUUUACCCUGGUUGGUUUCCAUGCUUACUCAUGAGCAGGCAAAGUCUUUCCUCCACAAUAUACAUUUGGCAGCUCCACCAUCCGACACUGCAUUGGUGACUCUUUUCUCCGGUUGGGCAUGUAAAGGUCGGACUAGGGAUAUCUCUAGCCCUGGCAAAUUUAUAUGCUUGUCUUCAGAGGCAACUGGUUGCUUCUUGUCAGAAAGGAAGGAUAUAGAAUCAGAUUUUAGUCUGGGAAGUUGUAAAUGUGCCUGCUCACAUAGAAACCUACUUCUAUCACAUUCACAACAUGAACAGAUGGCGAGUCAAAGAAGUCCAUUGAAGCGACAUGAUGCCGGCAGAUCAUCCCCAAAUGCCUCUGAUAGUUGUCAUACAGGCAAAAUGGAGGCUAAUGAUUUGUGCAGUACUACUUGUUGUGUACCUGGGUUAGGCGUUGAUUGCAGUAACUUAAGACUUAGUUCCCUGGCUACUGGGAAAUCACUGCGAUCAUUGUCUUACAAUUCAACUGUCCCUUCUCUUAAUUCUAGUCUUUUCCUCUGGGAAACUGACACAUUGUCAUCCAAUAUGGAUUGUUCGAUCAGACCGAUUGAUAAUAUUUUCAAAUUUCAUAAAGCAAUUCAAAAGGAUUUAGAGUAUCUGGAUGUUGAAUCUGGAAAGAUUAUAGAUUGUGAUGAGACUUUUCUGCGUCAGUUCAGUGGAAGAUUUCGUUUACUUUGGGGUCUGUACAGAGCUCAUAGUAAUGCUGAGGAUGACAUUGUUUUCCCUGCAUUAGAGUCAAGAGAGACUCUUCACAAUGUCAGCCAUUCAUACACUCUUGAUCACAAGCAGGAGGAGAAGCUAUUCAAAGAUAUAUCUGAAAUUCUUUCAGAGCUUUCAGAGUUGCAUGAUAGCGUGACCCGUACAGAUGCCAUACCUGAGGAAGGAAUUGUCUGUAAUUCAUCUUGUCAUGAGACGAGCUGGAAAAGAAAGCAUAAUGAACUUGCUACAAAACUUCAGGGAAUGUGUAAAUCUAUACGAGUUACACUGGACCAGCAUGUUUUCAUGGAAGAGCUCGAGUUAUGGCCUCUAUUUGACAAGCAUUUUUCAGUUGAGGAGCAAGAUAAGAUUGUUGGUCGAAUUAUUGGAACAACCGGGGCAGAGGUCCUCCAGUCAAUGUUGCCAUGGGUUACCUCUGCACUCACCCAGGAGGAGCAGAAUAUGAUGAUGGAUACUUGGAGGAAGGCAACCAAAAAUACUAUGUUCAAUGAGUGGUUAAAUGAGUGGUGGAAUGUUGCUCCAAAUUGUGCUCAGGCUUCAGUAGAUCAUGGGACUGUUUAUCACGAAAGUCUUGACAAAAGUGACCGUAUGUUCAAGCCUGGAUGGAAAGAUAUUUUUAGAAUGAAUCAAAAUGAGCUAGAGGCUGAAGUACGGAAGGUUUCUCGAGACCCAACCCUUGAUCCACGAAGAAAAGCGUAUCUUAUUCAAAAUCUUAUGACCAGCCGCUGGAUAGCUGCUCAACAAAAGUUAACUCAAAAUAAAACUGAAGACAAUGAUGGUAAAGAUAUUCGGGGUUGUUCUCCGUCAUUCCGGGAUCCAGAGAAGUUAAUAUAUGGAUGUGAGCACUACAAAAGAAACUGCAAGCUUCUGUCUGCCUGUUGUGGCAAGUUGUUCACAUGUCGGUUCUGCCAUGACAAAGUCAGUGAUCAUUCGAUAGAUAGAAAAGCAACUACUGAAAUGAUGUGCAUGCGUUGUCUAAUUGUCCAGCCGAUUGGGCCAACAUGUAAAACACCUUCCUGCAGUGGAUUUUCUAUGGCAAAGUACUACUGUAAUAUUUGCAAAUUUUUUGACGAUGAAAGGACGGUUUAUCAUUGCCCAUUUUGCAAUUUGUGUCGUGUUGGCAAAGGACUCGGUGUGGAUUUCUUCCAUUGCAUGACAUGCAACUGUUGCCUUGGAAUGAAAUUAGUUGAACACAAAUGCAGAGAAAAAGGAUUGGAAACUAAUUGCCCCAUUUGUUGUGACUUUCUUUUUACAUCUAGUGCUGCAGUAAGAGCUCUACCUUGUGGUCAUUUCAUGCACUCAGCUUGCUUUCAGGCCUACACUUGUAGCCACUACACUUGCCCAAUAUGUAGCAAGUCUUUGGGAGACAUGGCGGUAUAUUUUGGCAUGCUUGAUGCAUUACUGGCUACUGAAGAGCUUCCUGAAGAAUAUAGGGACAAGAGCCAGGAUAUACUGUGUAACGACUGUGAUAGGAAGGGGGUAUCUUCAUUUCACUGGCUUUACCACAAGUGCGACUUCUGUGGUUCAUACAACACACGAGUGAUCAAGACUGAAGCCCACUGCUCAACGUCUAACAAUUGAGUAUCAUCCCUUCCUUCAUCUAAGGCUUCGUUUGGAGCGGUUAUUUUUUUACUGCUUCUUAAAGCAGUUUUUUAGUACAAAAUUUUUAAUAUUUGUACUAAAAAGAUGUUUUAAGAAGCAGGAAGAAAGCCGUCCUAAAUAAAACCUAAGUCUAAAAUAGAGAAAAAUUGGGAUAGAAUAUUUUGAUCAAAAUUUAAUUCAAAUGAAUUUUGAAAUCUUGAAAUUUGUUUUAAGUUGAGUGCAAUAUAUGAAUAAUGAACUCUUAUAUUGUAUUCAUCUCAAAACAAAUUUUAAAAUUCAUCAAGAUCAAAUUUUAGUCUGGAUAUUCUCUUCCAUUUUUUCUCUCUCUAAGUUUUCCUCUUUUUUUUUUUUUUGAAAUUGUGUAAAUAUAAAAUUUUAAACAUCUACAGCUAGCCAAUUCAUUUAUUAAGAAAAUGGAGAGAAAUCUUCGUAGUUGCUCUUGUGAAAUUUCUGGGUAUUUUUAUAUGAAUCCCUUGAUGUUUCACAAGGUGCAACCCUAAUUUAUUUCUUCUGAUCGCACUUAUUAUUAUUUUUGCCUGUUUUGUAAAUAUGACCAUUUAGCACAUUAGCUUAAA
Dendrobium catenatum is the source of this 4531-nucleotide messenger RNA. Its product is annotated as zinc finger protein BRUTUS. The transcript has 14 exons. Bases 177 to 3935 code for a protein of 1252 amino acids. Gene Ontology annotation, cellular component: nucleus. Lineage: Eukaryota; Viridiplantae; Streptophyta; Magnoliopsida; Asparagales; Orchidaceae. Gene Ontology annotation, molecular function: zinc ion binding; ubiquitin protein ligase activity. Gene Ontology annotation, biological process: protein ubiquitination; ubiquitin-dependent protein catabolic process. The record is from RefSeq and is a predicted model, not a curated record.